This is a messenger RNA of Heterocephalus glaber (naked mole-rat), 2583 nucleotides long. RefSeq names its product glycerophosphodiester phosphodiesterase domain containing 2 (gene Gdpd2). NCBI's taxonomy places the organism in Eukaryota, Metazoa, Chordata, Mammalia, Rodentia, Bathyergidae. Gene Ontology annotation, molecular function: glycerophosphodiester phosphodiesterase activity. Gene Ontology annotation, cellular component: plasma membrane. The record is from RefSeq and is a predicted model, not a curated record. Gene Ontology annotation, biological process: lipid metabolic process.
CCGCCAAUGAGUAAAGAAGCAGAUCUGCUCUCCCUCCCACCCUUGCUGGCCCAGGCCAGAGAGCAGCUGUAUACCUCCAGAGAGGACACAUACAUUGUCCUGUAGGUGGCAAUAGUACCACCUGUUUGACCGGUGGGGCUGAGCCAAGGACUGGAAGAGGGAGGAGGCAAACAACUCAGAGAGAAGCUGUAAAGCAAUACAGACCAGAGAGCAGAGCAGAGAGCAGAGCUGCGGCUGAGAAAAGGUCAGAGCUGGAACCUCUGCUUCAGAUUGCUCCUACUUCCUGGGGUAGAAGGCCUCACCAUGGCUGAGUCCCCUGGCUGCUGCUCCAUCUGGGCCCACUGCCUUCACUGCCUGUAUAGCUGCCACUGGAGGAAAUGCCCCAAAGAGAGAAUGCAAGCCAGCAAGUGCGACUGUAUCUGGUUUGGCCUGCUCUUCCUCACCUUCCUCCUCUCCCUCAGCUGGUUGUACAUCGGGCUCAUCCUUCUCAAUGACCUGCACAACUUCAAUGAAUUCCUAUUCCACCACUGGGGACACUGGAUGGACUGGUCCCCAGCAUUCCUGCUGGUCAUCUCUCUACUGGUCACAUAUGCAUCACUGCUAUUGCUCCUGGCCCUGCUCCUGCAUCUCUGUGGACAGCCGCUGCAUCUGCACAGUCUCCACAAGGUGCUGCUCCUCUUCAUUUUGCUUCUUGUGGCCACUGGCCUUGUGGGACUGGACAUCCAGUGGCGGCAGGAGUGGCAUAGCUUACGUCUGUCAUUGCAGGCCACAGCUCCAUUCCUUCAUAUUGGAGCAGUCGCUGGAAUCACCCUCCUGGCCUGGCCUGUGGCUGAUACCUUCUACCGCAUCCACUCAAGAGGUCCCAAGAUUCUUCUACUCUUCCUAUUUUUUGGAGUUGUCCUUGUCUUCUACUUGGCCCCUCUGUGCAUCUCUUCACCCUGCAUCAUGGAACCCAGAGACUUACCUCCCAAGCCCGGGCUGGUGGGACACCGAGGGGCCCCGAUGUUGGCCCCCGAGAACACACUGAUGUCCCUGCGGAAGAUGGCUGAAUGUGGAGCUGCUGUGUUUGAGACUGAUGUGAUGGUCAGCUCCGACGGGGUCCCCUUCCUCAUGCAUGAUGAGAAGCUAAGCAGAACCACGGAUGUAGCCUCUGUGUUCCCAUCCCGAAUCACAGCCCACAGCAGUGACUUCUCCUGGGCAGAACUGAAGAGACUUAACGCUGGGGCCUGGUUCCUAGAGAGGAAACCCUUCUGGAGAGCCAAGCAGCUGUCAGGGCCUGAUCGGAAAGAAGCUGAGAAUCAGACAGUACCAACAUUAGAAGAGCUAUUGAAGGCAGCAGAAGCCCUCAACCUUUCCAUCAUGUUUGACUUGCGCCGACCUCCACGAAACCACACAUAUUAUGACACUUUUGUGAACCAGACAUUGGAGACUGUGCUGAGUGCAAGGGUGCCCCAAGCCAUGAUCCUUUGGCUACCAGAUGAAGAUAGGGCUAAUGUCCAACAACGGGCACCCAGAAUGCGCCAGAUAUAUGGACAGCAGAGAGGCAACAGAACAGAGAAGCCCCAGUUUCUCAACCUCCCCUAUCAAGACUUGCCAUUGUUGGAUAUCAAGGCACUGCACCAAGAUAAUGUCUCAGUGAACCUAUUUGUAGUGAACAAGCCCUGGCUCUUCUCUCUGCUGUGGUGUGCGGGGAUCGAUUCGGUCACCACCAACGAUUGCCAGCUGCUGCAGCAGAUGCAUUACCCCAUCUGGCUUAUUCCUCCUCAAACCUACUUAAUGAUGUGGAUCAUUACUAAUUGUGUCUCCACCCUGCUGCUUUUGUGCAUCUUCCUCCUCCAAGGUUUGAGGGUUGGAAGGUCCUGCUUGAAGCUGGCUGAACUCACAAAGGAAAGCUUUUCUUCCUAUAGGAGAUGCGCUAAGGAGAGAGAGAGAACUGGCUUAGAAACAGCAGUGCUGCUGACCAGGAUCAACAAUUUCAUGACAGAGUGAACACCCUGCCCUGCCCUUGCCCCAUGUGGAGUCUAAGGCCUGUCUUCAUUGGUUACCUGCAAAAGAGGGAAUGGGGCUGAAGUGGACUAUUUUGGAGUAGUGUGUUUUGGUGGAGGGCAAUUUUGCCAACAGGAGGUUUGAACCACAAGGCCCUCUGCCUAGAUGAUGGGCAGGCCUCAAGCUGCCAGGAAAUCUGCUUCUCUUGGGGUUUUGACAUGGGGCAGUUGAGAAGACAGUGAGUCAUGAGAAGUUUCUCCUAAAAUGAAACUAGAAUGAGGAAGUAAAAGAGCAAUUGCCAAGAUAAUGUCUUAGACUUGGGUGCACGCAUUCUUGCAUAGAAGGCACAAGGUGUGUCGGGGGUGGGACAGCUUGGGAUAAAGAUGGAUAAAAUGACCUUUCCUGGAGCACUCUAAGAAGAUGGCGACACAGUCCCCAUUUCAUGCAAUUCAGCAAGGGCUAGGAGAUAAAGAGCCCAUCUAGUCAUGUAAUUCUGUAUUUACAGGUGGCUUUUUGCUGUACACAAUAUUUUCUUCAAGAUUGGAUGGUUCCCGUGGCUUGUCUGUUAAUCUGUUACUUAAAUCCUAUUUGAUCACA